Molecule: messenger RNA, 267 nt
Organism: Angiostrongylus costaricensis
Lineage: Eukaryota; Metazoa; Nematoda; Chromadorea; Rhabditida; Metastrongylidae
Source: the annotation of a GenBank genome assembly
AUGUAUCUGAAGGCAUCCGUCAGUUACAUAGCAAUUGCUCUGUCUAGUUUUGUUAUAAUCUCAUUUGUUGCUUACAUCCCCUACAUGCUUGCCCGAAUCGACUUCGUUUUGGAUUCUCUCAGGGUUCACAACGACGAAUUUCAAGCAAUGGAAAGUAUAUUGAGAUUAGAAUUUGAAGCCUUGCGUGGAAGUAUUUCACCACGCGAGCGACGUCAAGUAGAAGGAACAUGCAGUAAGUAUUAUAAUACUGAAACAAUCCACUUUUAA